ACGACCGGAUAUGCAAAACUGUGGCGAUGCUAGCUUAAACCGCCACACAUUAACUCUAAACGUGUUAAAUACCAUCAAAAUGUCCAUUUUUGGGUGGAUGCUUCCGUUUUAGAGCGGUAUUUGGUCCUCUCCGUGUGCUUCUCUGCACUUUAUUUAAUAAGUUGUUCAGUUUUAACGACUUUUCCGGGUGUUGCCAAAAGCUAACGAUAAGCUAAGCUACGUGCCUCCUUCCCGGUGCUGCCGUUACAGUCUCGUGCGGGUUUUUGUGUAUGAAAUUGAGCCGCACGUCUUGCCCGGCGCCGCACGCGGCGGUGUAGCUUGACAGGAAGGGGCGGCGGGAAGGAGGAGCCGCUGCUGCGGUACAGCUCUGUGUUUACGCGGCUCCAUUUCCUCGUCUUCCCCGCGGUCUCGUCUCACCUCCCUGGGACAGCGAACUUCUACAAACCGUGAAAAUGUACCGGUACUUCGGAGAGCUACUCACCCGGGGAGCGGGCGGCGUCCUGGUCUCGGGGUACCCCGCCGCCGCUGCUGACUCUGUUCUGCCGGCGUCCGCGUCCCUGCUGCGGCACCGCGGCUACAGCCAGGCCGUAGAUCCGGCCGACGACCCGAACUUCUUCACUAUGGUAGAGGGCUUCUUCGAUAAGGGCGCCGCUAUCGUGGAGGACAAGCUGGUGGAAGACCUGAAGACUCGAGAGACUGCCGAGCAGAAGAGGAGCCGGGUUCGCGGGAUCCUGCGGAUCAUCAAGCCGUGCAACCACGUCCUGAGCGUCAGCUUCCCCAUCAAGAGAGACAGCGGGGAGUGGGAGGUGAUCGAGGGCUACCGGGCUCAGCACAGCCAGCACCGGACGCCCUGCAAGGGAGGUAUCCGUUACAGCACAGAGGUGUCUGUGGACGAGGUGAAAGCUCUGGCCUCGCUGAUGACCUACAAAUGUGCCGUCGUAGAUGUGCCUUUUGGUGGAGCCAAAGCCGGCGUGAAGAUCAACCCGAAGAAGUACUCGGACAACGAGCUGGAGAAGAUAACCCGAAGGUUUACCAUCGAGCUCGCCAAGAAGGGCUUCAUCGGGCCCGGCAUCGACGUUCCUGCUCCGGAUAUGAGCACCGGGGAGCGCGAGAUGUCCUGGAUCGCCGACACCUUCGCCACCGUCAUGGGACACAAUGACAUCAACGCCCACGCCUGCGUCACCGGGAAGCCCAUCAGUCAGGGAGGAAUUCACGGCCGCAUCUCCGCCACCGGCCGGGGAGUCUUCCACGGCAUCGAGAACUUCAUCAACGAGGCGUCAUACAUGAGCCAGCUCGGGAUGUACCCCGGGUUCCAGGACAAGACCUUCGUCAUCCAGGGCUUCGGUAACGUGGGGCUUCACAGCAUGCGCUACCUUCACCGCUUUGGAGCGAGGUGCGUCGGAGUCGGAGAAUUGGACGGAAGCAUCUGGAACCCCGAAGGCAUCAACCCCAAAGAGCUGGAGGACUACAAACUGGCCAACGGGACCAUCGUGGGUUUCCCGGACUCGACGCCAUACGAAGGAAGCAUCCUCGAGGCCGACUGCGACAUCCUGAUCCCCGCCGCCAGCGAGAAACAGCUGACCAAAAGCAACGCCCACAAGAUCAAGGCCAAGAUCAUCGCAGAGGGAGCCAACGGGCCGACUACACCUGAAGCUGACCAGAUCUUCCUGGAGAGAAACAUCCUGGUGAUCCCGGACAUGUACCUGAACGCUGGCGGUGUGACGGUUUCCUACUUCGAGUGGUUGAAGAACCUGAACCACGUCAGUUACGGGCGACUCACCUUCAAAUACGAGCGAGACUCCAACUAUCACCUGCUGAUGUCGGUCCAGGAGAGUCUGGAGAGGAAGUUCGGCAAACACGGCGGCUCCGUCCCCGUCGUCCCCACCUCUGAGUUCCAGGCUCGGAUCGCCGGAGCGUCUGAGAAGGACAUCGUUCACUCGGGUCUGGCCUACACCAUGGAGCGCUCUGCCCGGCAAAUCAUGAGAACAGCCAACAAGUACGACCUGGGUUUGGACCUGCGGACGGCGGCGUACGUCAACGCCAUCGAGAAGGUGUUCAAGGUUUACAGCGAGGCCGGCCUCAUCAUCACAUAGACCCGCCUCCAUCCACCUGUCCGUCCGUCCGUCUGUCUGUCCUACCUGAGUUUAGUUUCCACGUGUGUUUGAAUUUCUCUGGGAUUCUUCGUCUUGGUGCAGUCGCUCCUCCUCCUCCUCCUCCUCCUCGUGUCUGUGUCCUUCUUUGAAUUUAAACUUUAAAAAACCAAAGAAACUUGCGGUCGGCAGCUUUAACGCCACGGUCGCUCACCUGAAUCGCUGCUUGCUGCACAGAAAUGACAAAUUAUCUGAGCUCACUGACCAAAAGUAUGUGGACACCCCACAGAUGAUGUGGGCGGAGCCUUUCAGAUGAAACGAUUCCUUGCUCUGGAGUGUCGCGGUCCCGAAAGCCUCGAGUAGACGAGUCAUAAAACGAGCUUCAGGAAAAAACAAUAUUUGUUUUUUCAUUUUUAUUGUUUUAUUAAUAUUUUCGGGUUGAAUCAUGAACAAACUGAGCUGAAGUGUCGGUUUAACACGCAUGAUUAGAAAAAGGUGCAAUCACUGAAUAAACCUGAAGACGUGCAGCGGGACAUUUCUGUUGGCACACUUGAGAUGAUUUCCUUUUUCUCAUUUCUGUAACUGUGGGGAAAGUGCCGGCGCUCUGUGGGAACGCUGGAUCAGUGCUGUCACAGAGAUCACACACAGAUCAGACCUGUGAGAUUAUAACUUCAGGAUUAAAUGAAUCUUUUUCUAUCUUUCGAAAGGUUAAAAACUUGAAACGAGGCUGAACUCUGUGGUCUGUAGGUCGCCUCCCUCAGGCUCCGUUAACGGGCCCGGUUCGUAUCGUGGAGGGAACGUCUGCUGCUGCAAACACUGAUCCCAGAUCAGUUCGUUGUGGGUGUCCACAUACUUCUGACCGUGUCGUGCUUUUCUUCUUCUACUGUGACGCCGUGCGCAUGUGCCUCAGGACUGUCGCUUUAAUGUUCUUCUGCCUACAGUCACUUUAUUAAGAGCAAUAACUCGUUUACAGCCAUCGCUGAAAUUUUAAAAAACAUCCAAUUGAAUGCAGACGUUUACAGCAGAGAAAACUUCAUCAUCUUAUCAUCAGUCCAGCCGCCGGAGCUCCAGACCCAAAACAUUCAGGUCAGGAAAAACUCGACCAAAGAGCCCAUAUUUAUUUUUCACUGUUUGAAAUCUGUAGAUUAAUUUAGAAGAUUUCAUCUUUAGCUGCAGAAAGUUUGUUUCACUUUAAAAAAAACCCAAAAUUUAUUCAAAAAUUUGAAGUUUCACAAAAGUUUGUUUUUGUUAAAUGAGAGGAAAUCUGCUGCACCGAUAAAGUGCCGUUCAGUCAGGACGUCUGUUUCAUUCCAGCUUUAGUUUUUAUUUUCUGAUAAUGACCACAACCAAAAGUUGUUUCUUCUUCUUUGAAAUGUUUGAAAAAUCAGAAACCUGCUGUAAGAAAACUACAAACUAUGCAAACACAGACAGUUCCCUGCGACCUCGCCGUCACAGCGCCCCCUGGCAGCCUCGCCUCUCGGGGUCAAACACUUGUUCCUUCUGUGGACUCUGAGUUUUUAUGUUAAAGAGAAAUAAAAUCCAAACAAAGUGA
Messenger RNA from Haplochromis burtoni (Burton's mouthbrooder), 3642 nucleotides. RefSeq names its product glutamate dehydrogenase, mitochondrial. The transcript has 13 exons. Lineage: Eukaryota; Metazoa; Chordata; Actinopteri; Cichliformes; Cichlidae. Gene Ontology annotation, biological process: L-glutamate catabolic process. The record is from RefSeq and is a predicted model, not a curated record. Gene Ontology annotation, molecular function: L-glutamate dehydrogenase (NAD+) activity. Gene Ontology annotation, cellular component: mitochondrion. Bases 453 to 2093 code for a protein of 546 amino acids.